Messenger RNA from Kwoniella botswanensis, 792 nucleotides. RefSeq lists its product as uncharacterized. The transcript is spliced from 4 exons. Lineage: Eukaryota; Fungi; Basidiomycota; Tremellomycetes; Tremellales; Cryptococcaceae. The record is from RefSeq and is a predicted model, not a curated record. Gene Ontology annotation, biological process: chromatin remodeling. Bases 1 to 792 code for a protein of 263 amino acids. Gene Ontology annotation, cellular component: Ino80 complex.
AUGCACAACAGGGCACCUAAAUUCCCAGGUCGACCUGGCCCACGAAAAUCCAAUACCUCUACACCUGCACCAGGUGAGGAAGGGCCCUACGUCCCGACCCUAGCCGACCGUCUCUCAUACGCCGAUUCUCCUCGCCCAUUCAAAUCCCCCACAUUCACCUCCAAACUCCCCUCUCGCACAGCCACAACGUCAACUUCGAUCGUGCGCAAGAACGCCAAGCAGAUUCUCAUCCUCGAGCGAGAAAGAUUAAGUGGAGGAGACGGGUUCUUGUCAGCUGCUCAUACGGCCGCGAAGGCCAGAGGAGAAGUAAUAGACAUAACGAAAAAGAAGAAAUCUACAGGUGCAGUAGGAGGUAAAAAAGGUAAUAUAGCGAAUUUGUUAAAAGGUAGAUUGAAAAGGGAAUUAUCAACUCAACAGAGUGAAAAUGGAUCGGCUCUGGGGUUAGGUAUAGAUAGUCAGAUGGAUAGUGGGACUAGUACACCUUUGAAUGAUGAGGAUGAGGAGGAAAUGGAGGUGGAUACACCAACUAAUGAGGUGGUAAAAGUUGAAGAAGGAGGGGAAAAUAAUGGACCGAGAAAAGAAAUUAUAACUUAUCAUACACCCACUGCACCACCUUCUUUGCUCCCUCCCAAGAAAUACUGCGACAUAACGGGCUUACACGCCAAUUAUACCGAUCCAAGGACGAAGUUGAGAUAUAAGGGGUUGGAUGUAUGGCAUGUGGUCAGAGGAUUGGGACCUGGUGGUGAUCAGGCUUAUCUUAGUUUGAGAGGUGCUCAGACAAGUCUGAAGUAG